Parathielavia appendiculata is the source of this 1893-nucleotide messenger RNA. RefSeq lists its product as uncharacterized. The coding region runs from base 1 to 1893 and encodes 630 amino acids. Lineage: Eukaryota; Fungi; Ascomycota; Sordariomycetes; Sordariales; Chaetomiaceae. The record is from RefSeq and is a predicted model, not a curated record. The transcript is spliced from 2 exons.
AUGGCGAAAAACGGCAGCAUCACCAGCUUCUUCAAGCCGGUAUCACAAUCAACGCAAAGCUCGCAGACGGGGCGUGCAAGAGCAGCGCCUUCGCCAACUCCACCCCCGCCCUCGCUCCCGCCUUUGCCAUCAUCAUCACCUCUGCCGCCUGCCCUCUUCCUCUCAUCAUCCCCGCCAGCACCCACAUCAACUGUCAGGGACCGUAACGCCGUGAUCAAAGGCUCGGACGAUGAGGAUGGCGAUGACUUCAGCUCGGACGAUGAGUUCCCUGAUUUGUUCUUGAAACCUGCAGACAGCACCCUCCCAGUUCAGCCUGCCAGGGAAAAGACCAAUAUCUACGCCACGCCCAAGGCGAAGCGCAGGGUGCUCGAAUUCCACUCUUCGCCGCUGACCAACAAUGCCAAGCACAAAUAUGACAUGAAAGCUCUUCUCCUGGAUGCCGCCGCAGACAACGCCAUCGAGGCGAGUGAGCAGCGGACGGCCGCCUUGCUGGCCCAGGGGUCUCCGACGACGCGCGGUGGGGGAGUGGCCAGCGGUGCCCAAGCCAGCCUUGACGACACAUUGCUAAGCAUUCUGUCUGAUGCUGAAGGCAGCCAGGAUGAAGGGAACCGAGAGAAGUUGCUGCGCGCGGUAAAACGAACCGAGGCAACCGUCGGACGGAAGGAGUGGUACUUCUUUGACGGGCAGGACGGUCUCCCCAGCAAUACUGGGAUCGAAGUCCGGCUAGCCUUUCCCAAGGCCCAAGCUACUGGGGCUUGGGCCUUCCUUGCCGACGAGAGGCACAGAGCUGAGGCCUUCGAGGAUGGAUUGCCCUACCAUGUGCAAUGCAGGAUGCAGGACUUGCCCGAUGAGAUAUUCCAAUGGAUCGUGGAUGAGGCGCCCCGUGAAAAGUCUAAGCAUCUCCGAGACGAAUAUGUGCGGCUUCUUAGCGUCUGUCCUGAUCAGAUUGGACGACUCAUGGACCAAGAUCUGGUCGUAAAGCUGUUUCGAAAUCUUGGAGCCUCCGAGCAAGCGGUUGCGACGGGAUCCCACCCGAGUUCAGAAAGAGGCGCCCCGUAUUCAGAGCAGGGUCGCACUCGUCUGGAAAUUGUUCUCCGCAUCCUAACCGAGACAGCGCAUGCUCUAAAGAUCGGACCGCUCACACGGACCAUGGCCAUCCUUCUCCGUCUCGGCAUCGACAACGUUGUACGCGAUGAUCAAGCGAUUGCUGCAGAGUUCCAAAAUGCUCUUCUGCAAGUUGCCCUGGCGGUGCCAUGGAGAUCAUGGAACAAUUUUUGCGGCCACGCUGGAGAUUCGGUUUACUCCCUCGCUCAAGAUGCCACCCUCCGCUGGAAGGCAGUCUCCUCCAUCCCACUGCUUCAUCCAAAGUUGGUUGACUUGCGCCGGAGAUUGGCGCUCAUCUUCGUCUUCGACGACGUUCGCCGUGGGUUCUCGCCGCCACAAGACACCUUCAGCAUUCGCUCCGUCAUCGACCGUCUUGACCAGGCGGAUGAGUUUAUCGUCGACCGCAGCAAUACGGACUAUUUUGAACUGCUGGCCCUCGGAGAGAUGCUGAGCGUCGCUGUUGGUGACGGAUCACCGCCCGCUGAUGAUACCAGCUCGGAGGCCACCAAGCAUUACAACGCUGAGGUCGACGAGCUGGCGCAUCGGGUCAAGUUCAUGUGGUCCAACAUCCAUGAGCAGGGCGCUGCCUACAUGUCCAGACUAGAAGCUCGCGUUCAACUCAGAGAUUUCGAGCGCAAGCUGCAGCAUGUCGUGCGGACGAGGCCGCCUCCAAAGGAGGACAUAUUUGGACUCAAUGCUGUUGAGGAAGAAGCGGAGAGGCCGAAGCAGCAGCAGUUUAUGCAGAGGUUUCUGUCCAAACCGGAACCGCCUUAUCCGAAGACGCCUUAG